AUGUCGUUUGAUGUGGCCGACACGCCGACGGUGGCGACGCUAGCACCGAGCUCGAGUCAGACCAAACUUACCCGUAUCACGGUCCUUCCUCGCAACGGCAGCUGGACCAAGAUCAUGCCUACGGCAGCGUCGCCAGACAGCAAUGAAACAGGUCCGCGACGAACAUCGCUGACAAAACUGCGCCAAGGCACCAAGGUCAAACUCUUUGUUGCAACCGUGGCACCGACGGAGACCAUGGAUACAGCCGACGCCGUGCCUCGUCUGCCUGCCGCCGUGGGUGACGCGACGCCUUCGAAAGCUCCGAGAGACCAACCAACCGCGAGCGCGGCCACGGCGCUUGUCGAAAAAAUGCCCUCCGUUUUGGACGGCGCCGUCAAAAUGGAAGUUCUCUCGGCCGCCGAGCUGCGACGGUCCGAGCGCACGCAGUUUAUUCAAAUCUUGCAGCGCGCAUACGAGCUCCGAUCGUCGACAAAAAAAGCGCAGACCAAGCGAUUUGGUGCCCGCGACGCCAUCGAGCGCGCCGUCGAGCUCUACCGCUCGCCGCGCGAGUGCGCGAUCCACGAUUACAUUGAAACGACGCUCGACCCGGCGAUCCACGAAUUCUUCGAGCCCUUUAUGACCACACGUGCGACUCCACAGGCGUCCACGUGGAUGCACCGUCUCAAGAUAAUGCGAUGAGAAAACCGACGGGGCAACGGGGCAGCGAGGAUGACCUGACUCUGUGGGUUGACUGUACUGAAAGAAAUCCGAUGGCAUGGC
Molecule: messenger RNA, 759 nt
Organism: Saprolegnia parasitica CBS 223.65
Lineage: Eukaryota; Oomycota; Saprolegniomycetes; Saprolegniales; Saprolegniaceae
Exons: 1
Coding region: 1-678 (225 amino acids)
Source: RefSeq, a predicted model, not a curated record